Molecule: messenger RNA, 2262 nt
Organism: Drosophila kikkawai
Lineage: Eukaryota; Metazoa; Arthropoda; Insecta; Diptera; Drosophilidae
Gene: Rrp1
Product: Recombination repair protein 1
Biological process (GO): base-excision repair
Cellular component (GO): nucleus
Molecular function (GO): endonuclease activity; DNA binding; DNA-(apurinic or apyrimidinic site) endonuclease activity
Source: RefSeq, a predicted model, not a curated record
UCGCAGCACUGCAACCGGCUUCUUUAAGUCUCGCCGCGCGUUACCGCGCAGAUUCUUUUUUUGUUGUUUUCGGUCUGCAGAAGGGCGCAGACAAGCCUCUGGAAAGAAGGGCAACUCUGAAAGUAAAUGCUAUCGCGUCUGUAGAGAGCAUUCAACGCGUUCCACAUCAUUGCAAAAUGCCCCGCGCCAAGACGGUAAAGAAACAAGCGGAGACGGCUGACCCCACUCCAAAUGGGAACUCCCACGAAAACCCAUCAGCCGACUCGGCGGCAGUCGAGGCCAUACCUCCGGCUAAGGGAAAGCCACGCUCAAGGAAAGCCACGACAAAGGCCACGGCAGCUGUGGAAGUUGCGGAAAAUGCACUGGAAGUAGGAGCAGAGGAGCCGCUGCCGGCAGCUGCACGCGGCAAGAAGAAGCAGCCAAAGGAUACAGACGCAGAAAUCGCUGACGCCAAGCCAAAGGGACGCGGCAAAAAGGCGAGUGCUAAAAAGGAAGAAAAGAUUGAUCCCCCAGCCGCCAAGGCGUCCAAAUCGCGAGCCAAAAAAGAGCCUACUUCCGCUCCAGAGGAAGUGGCAGCGCCGGAACCAAAGGCAAGGGGACGCAAGCGAAAGGAGUCUCCUGCAGCAGCUAAUGGCGUCGAGUCGGAGGAACAGACAGCUGAGCCACCAAAGCGGCGGGCCAAGAAAGAACCACCCCAACCGCCAAUCGAAGAGGAGUCAGAACAGGAGCCAGUGCCAGCCCCCAAGAAGAAGGUAAAGAAAGCUGAGCCAGCAGCUGCCAAGCGAGUACGCGGAACCAAGGGGCUGGCUGACUCGGAGAUCACCGCUGCCCUUGAGGAUGAAGAGGAGGAGGAACCGAAAGCAGAGCCUCAGAAGGCGGCAAGUAAGCGAACCAAGAAGCCGAAGGCUUUACAACCCGAAGACGAUCCUGCUGGGGACUCUGAUAUAGUUCCGCCCAAAUCAGCCGUCACCAAAAGGGGUAAGAAAACAAAGCAGGCAGAAUCUGCUCAAGAAAACGGGGAUAGCGGUGAUGAGGCCAGCAAGCCCACUAAGCAGAGGGCAAAGAAAAAGAAGGAGGAUGAUGAGCUGCCGGCAGCGCCCAGCAAAAAACGCGGGCCAAAGAAGGAGAACAACGGGGAGGCUACAGAUCAAGUUGCUGAGAGCAAACCAGUUCGCGGCCGGAAAAGGGAAGCCGCCAAGGCGAAGAGUGUCGAGGAGGAUGUGGAAGAAGGGGAAAGCUCGAAAACAGCCAAGAAACCCAAAAAGGUGGCGGAGGGCGGUGUCAAAGAGACCUUGGACAAAGACGCCUUCGCCCUGGCUGACGAUAAGGAGUUCAAUUUGAAGAUCUCCAGCUGGAAUGUGGCCGGUUUGAGGGCUUGGCUCAAAAAGGACGGCCUUCAGUUGGUGGAUCUUGAGGAGCCGGACAUAUUUUGCCUACAGGAAACCAAGUGCGCCAACGAGCAGCUGCCGGAGGAGGUGACCCGCCUGCCGGGCUACCACCCAUAUUGGCUGUGCAUGCCUGGUGGCUACGCAGGCGUUGCCAUUUACAGCAAGAUCAUGCCCAUACAUGUGGAGUACGGCAUUGGCAACGAGGAAUUCGACGACGUGGGACGCAUGAUAACGGCCGAGUACGAAAAGUUCUACUUGAUCAAUGUGUAUGUGCCGAAUUCAGGUAGAAAGCUGGUUAACUUGGAGCCGCGUAUGCGCUGGGAGAAGCUCUUCCAGGCGUAUGUGCAAAAGCUGGACGCUCUCAAGCCGGUGGUCAUCUGCGGUGACAUGAAUGUCUCCCAUAUGCCCAUCGAUCUGGAGAACCCGAAGGCGAAUACCAGAAACGCCGGCUUCACAAAGGAGGAGCGUGACAAGAUGACGGAGCUGUUGGAUCUGGGUUUUGUGGACACCUUCAGGCAUCUGUAUCCCGACCAGAAGGGUGCCUAUACCUUCUGGACCUACAUGUCCAAUGCGCGGGCCCGCAAUGUGGGCUGGCGACUCGACUACUGCAUUGUCUCCGAGCGAUUCCUUUCCAAAAUAGUGGACCACACGAUUCGCAAGCAAAUGCUGGGAAGCGAUCACUGCCCAAUCACCGUAUUUUUCAAUAUUUAGAAUGUACAUACAUAUACUUUGUUUGUUUGUAUUUCACUUUAUUCGAUUGCAAACUGUUUUUCCGUUUUGGUUUGUAUUCUUUGUAUUUAUUUGAUACAUACCUUUUGUUGUAGAUCGAUCAUCCAAAUUUGUAUUUUUGAAUAAAGUAAACAUCAUCCCACAA